AUGUCAGACAGUGCAGUGCAUUUAUUAGACCAAGCAGCAGGGUAUGGCGUUUUAGUGGGGGUUGGUGCCUUAUUCGCCGGUGGUAUGAUUUUAACCACUUUUUUGUUGCAAAAAUAUCUUCAUGAAAAUGCAAACAGUACAGAAACAUUUGCAGUGGCAAAUAGAUCAGUGGGUACUUUCCUUUCAGCUUCUGCUGUUUAUUCGAGUUGGAGUUGGAGUACGGAAUUUUUGCUUGUUUCACUGAUGACCUACAAUUAUGGGAUACAAGCUGGGUAUUACUAUGGAGCUGGUUUAGGAAUACAAAUUGCGGUUAUGAGUGUUAUUGGGAUCCAUGCCAAAAAGAAGAUCCCAACAGCACAUACUUCAUUAGAGGCAAUUGAAUUGAGAUACGGUAAGUCAGCACAUUUACUUUACUUGACAUUAUCUUUGAUUUGUAACAUUUGUUCUUGCCUGGCAAUGAUUUUGGCAUGUGCAUCUGGUAUUUCGAUUAUUGCUGGUAAUCUUCAUAUUGUUGCCUCUACUAUGUUGAUUCCCUUUGGAGUUUUGUUAUAUACUGUUGUUGGUGGACUAAAGGCAACAUUUCUUACUGAUUUUGUGCACAGUUCCAUUUUAUUGAUCAUCUUGUGCUAUUUGAACACUUCAGUCUUGACUUCUGAACAAGUUGGUGGAUUAAAUGGUUUGUAUGAAAAGUUGCUUAAAGUAAGUGCGACCAAACACAUUGAAGGAAAUUACGAUGGUUCAAUUCUCACGGGUAAGUCCCAAGGUGCUGCAAUUUUUGGUUUGAUUUUAACUGCAGGUAACUUUGGGUUGUCCAUUAUGGACUCAUCCUUUUGGCAAAAGACAUUUUCUGCACGUCCCCGAAGCACCGUUCCAUCUUACCUCAUCACUGCUUUUCUUAUAUGCUCAAAUGUUUGGCCAUUGAGUGCAAUCAUUGGUGGAUCUCUGCACUUUUUGGAAACUGACCCUUCGUUUCCUACAUACCCUCGUAAAAUGAACCAGUAUGAAGUGGACUCUGGAUUUGUGUUGCCCUACGUGUUAAAAGCAACUAUCGGGAAUGGGGGUGUUGGUGCCUUACUUUUGAUUUUUUAUUUGGCUGUCACAUCGACAGUUUCUGCCCAAAUGGUUUCUGUCUCAUCAAUUGUAACAUUUGACAUCUACAAAAGAUACUUUAAGCCAGAUGCUCAAAAUAAAUCCAUGAUUAAGGUGUCUCAUAUUACUUGUAUUGUAUUUGGAUUUGGUAUUGCUGGAUUCAGUAUCAUGUUACAUUAUGUCGGAAUUAAUAUGACCUGGUAUACUUACUUUUAUCCAAUUCUUAUCUGUCCAGGUGUAAUUCCAAUUAUAUUAACAGUGACUUGGAAUAGACAAACGUUUUGGGCUGCGUUUAUUUCCCCACUAGCAGGUUUUGCUGCUGGGUUGGCUGUGUGGUUAUCUACCGCUUACCAUUUCUACGGAGAAGUCACUAUUGCAUCAACUGGUGGUCAAUUACCUGCUUUGUACAGUUCUUUGACUGCAUUGUUGUUGCCAGGUGUGUUGAGUAUUAUUAUUUCACUUAUAAAACCAGAAAAAUUUGAUUGGGAUCAAUUGAAGAAAGCGGAUUUGUUAGUCAAGAGUGACGAUUCGACUCAAGAAGAUUUAUCAUCUGAAACUGAAAGAGAAAAAACUGAAAAAAAUGAUCAAGUUGAAGUCAACGUCGACUCUGAUCGAAACUCGUCUUUGGAACAACAAGAACAUCCUACUAAAUUAACAGAAAAAGAAUUGGACUUUUGGAUCAAAAUUGCUACUGGUGCUGCAAUUUUUAUUUUAUUAAUAACUUGGCUUAUAUGGCCAAUGUCUGUUUACAGAGAUUGGAUCUUCACUCCUACUUACUUCAAAGGUUAUGUCACAGUCGGAUUAAUUUGGCUAUAUGUGACAUUGAUUGUAAUUGGUGUUAUUCCAUUUUAUACGGGAAGACAUUCUAUGGCCAAAGUAUUCAAAGGGGUUUACAAUGAUUACAUCAAGAAGAAAUGA
Candida dubliniensis CD36 is the source of this 2007-nucleotide messenger RNA. RefSeq names its product Dur35p (gene DUR35). The coding region runs from base 1 to 2007 and encodes 668 amino acids. The transcript has a single exon. Gene Ontology annotation, cellular component: plasma membrane. Gene Ontology annotation, biological process: urea transmembrane transport. Gene Ontology annotation, molecular function: urea transmembrane transporter activity. Lineage: Eukaryota; Fungi; Ascomycota; Pichiomycetes; Serinales; Debaryomycetaceae. The record is from RefSeq and is a predicted model, not a curated record.